GUGGUUCUUCCGAGGGGACAUGACAUCUCCGGAGCCAUUCCACGCGACCCUGAGACACGCGAGGAGCAAAUGGGUGGAAAUGGGUCGGCCCCAAAAAUCGAGCCGGGGCAAGGCUCACUCCCGAGAAUGGCAGGCAAGUGUUCUCAGAAAGAGAGAACAAACAGAAAAAUGGAGAGAAAAAGAAAACCAAAGGCUGAAAACUUUGUAGGAAUUCGAGAGCUUCGUCAACUCGGCGUUUGAUGCCCGUGACACAUUCACGGUGCACAGGCUGCUCGCCUCGGACGAUCACGUCUUCGACAAAUGGAUGGAGGCUCUGGAGCUCAACGCGCAAGGAAAGCUCCCGCUGGGCGAUGGCAGGCUCCCCACCGGAGGAGGCCUGCCGAGCAACUCCAUCUCCAUGGCCAGCCUCGUGAGCAUCCGCGCGCUGGAGAACGAAGAGCUCCUCUACGUCGCCGAGCAGCUCGCGAGCAAGGCCUGCCUCUUCCGGAAGUUCCCGAGCUGCGAGAUGGACGUGCCUUCUCUGGAUCAGCUCGGGAAGAAGCUCAAGAACAGGAGGUUGAUCGCCGAGAGGCUGCUCCAGGAGUGCAUCGCCAGCAACAUCUUGCCAAGCUACGUUACCAGCGUUUCCGGGCUCAAGAAGAGGCUCCGGAUCAGCGACGAGGAGCUGGACGAGUGGGCGAGAGUGGAACCCGAGGCUUGCUCCAAGCUCGCCAAGAAGAAGAAGACGCUCAAGCUUGUGCCGCUUCCACUUGGUUGGUACUCUCGUCUCCAGGAGAAGCUCGGCGGCGAUGAGAUCUCGCCAUACCUGGUGCGCGAGUGCAGCAAGACGAGCGUCGAAUGGAUCGUCAGGCUCUUGGCCGAGAAGCGGAGCGUCAAGCUCAUAAUCGCGGAUCUUCGCCGGUGCCAGGACGGUGAUCUUCAGAGCUUGUGUGACAAGUUGCUGCUAGCGCUCGAGUCCGGGGGCUGCUCCUGCCGCGUGAUCUUACUCGUCGCCAUCGCCCAGCUCCCCGGGAUCAUGCAUGGAGUGGAGAAGAUCGCUCGGAUCAUCAGAGGUGGCGUCAAGGUUGGCAGCGUGGUUGAUUUCCCGGAGCAAACGCACCACCACACCAUGAUUGUGAGCUUCGGCACGGGAUCACUGGAGAGGGGUGGAGGAAUGAGCCUGUUCUUGCGAGAGGGAGAUCACCGCCUUCCAAAAGAGUGGGAAGAUCACAAGUUUGCCAUGGAGAGGGAGGAGGGAUCCAUCAGCCUUGGGCUGGCGAGCCAUGUUGUGAGACAGUUCGAGGAGGAUGGCGGCGCUUACAUCGUCGAGUAUGGCUGCGGCGGGCAGAUCUUCAAGGCUUGCAUGAUCCACGACCAGAGGGGGAUUGUCCUGGUCGAAACUUCGCAAGAGCUGGACAAGAUGAAGAGAUUGGUCCAAGAGCUGCGAGCUACGAAGAAAAGCUAGCCUUCUAAAGAGGAAUUUUUUUUCUACCGAGAUGGUGGAAAGCUAGUGAUCAAAACAUGUAAGAUUCUGGGUAGUCAAUGGAAAUCAAUCACCCUUCUUUUA
This is a messenger RNA of Selaginella moellendorffii, 1546 nucleotides long. RefSeq lists its product as uncharacterized. NCBI's taxonomy places the organism in Eukaryota, Viridiplantae, Streptophyta, Lycopodiopsida, Selaginellales, Selaginellaceae. Bases 305 to 1444 code for a protein of 379 amino acids. The transcript is spliced from 2 exons. The record is from RefSeq and is a predicted model, not a curated record.